This is a messenger RNA of Acanthosepion pharaonis, 465 nucleotides long. NCBI's taxonomy places the organism in Eukaryota, Metazoa, Mollusca, Cephalopoda, Sepiida, Sepiidae. The record is from the annotation of a GenBank genome assembly.
AUGACCCAGCUACGCGCAGAGUUGAGGGACCUGAAACUCUCCCUAUGCCGGAGAAGCCCAGCACCACGCACGCGAAAUCGAAGCCGCACCAUAGCUCAAGUCCAGGACGGAGAAACAGUGUGGACGAAUGUUGUUGACACUGGCGCAGCCAUCAGCGUAAUACCACCCACCAACAGAUCGGCCUUGAAACCCACCUCAUUCCAACUUCGAGCGGCAAAUGGCUCCACCAUAGAAACCUAUGGAACCAAGGAGCUUACCUUAAACAUCAACCUCAGGCGCGACUUCAAGUGGUCAUUCACUGUAGCUGACGUCAAGACACCCUUGCUCGGUGCCGACUUCUUGGCACAUUACAACCUGGCUGUCCAUAUGAAGACGUGGAGAGUCCUCGUCUUCAUAUGGACAGCCAUCCGACAACACGACAUCCAUCAAGAUCACAGGGAUCCCUUCGAGCUUCAACACAACUAG